This is a messenger RNA of Thamnophis elegans (Western terrestrial garter snake), 5787 nucleotides long. It is a transcript of the gene ASIC4, whose product is annotated as acid sensing ion channel subunit family member 4. The coding region runs from base 2374 to 3990 and encodes 538 amino acids. NCBI's taxonomy places the organism in Eukaryota, Metazoa, Chordata, Lepidosauria, Squamata, Natricidae. The transcript has 10 exons. Gene Ontology annotation, cellular component: membrane. The record is from RefSeq and is a predicted model, not a curated record. Gene Ontology annotation, molecular function: ligand-gated sodium channel activity. Gene Ontology annotation, biological process: sodium ion transmembrane transport.
GCAUACUCUCAGCAUACAGUUUUGAAAAAGAUCUUGAAGUGGCUUCACCCUCAACCACUUGGUCUGCCACUACCAGUAUUUCAGUGUACAACUUUUGCACUGUGCACUAUGGCGAUGCAGGCAUGGUGCCUUCUGAAACUGGCACUGUAAUGGCCGAUCCCCUCCCUGAUUUUUUGACUUCCGUACUCCUUAACGCUGAUCGUCCAGAUCCAUUUGAGAAACUCCAUGCCCUUCUCUUAAUUUUCUACCACUUCCACCUCCACCCCUUUCCCGCUGGGACACAGCCACCUUGGCAUUCCGCCCUGGCAUCGGUUAGCGUUUCCUGUCCAGAAGGGACUUAUCCUUCCAUCUUCACCCGCAGGAACGUGCAUCCUUUCCUUGCCAGGCGAUUUCAGGGCUGGAAGAUGGGCGAACGAGCUCCUCGGCCGUAUUUGGAGUUGACAUCGGGCCUUGCCGCCUAGGGAAGCUCGUGGUGACAGGCAAAACCCACCGAGGGAGAAGGGAUUUCGAACUGCGGUCUCGGGAGCGACAGCGCGGCGGCGGCAGGGACACAUUUCCCGCCGUAAGCGCCGGUUUCUCCCCAUGGGCCGGCGAAAACCCCGCCGAUCCCCUAAAUGGAAGAUCGGUCGCUCGGAGUACCUCUCCCCAGAAGGAAGCAGCUGUCCACGGCCUUUGCGCGCCGGAGCCUUCAGUAGCCAACCUUGGGAUCUUCCCAAAGACCGCGGCCUGGGGAGCGGCCGGCCAAGCGGAGCGCUCUGGACUCGUCUGGCCAACGCCUGGCCUUUGAAGAAGCUCCCUCCGACGAUCGCUUUGCGGCCUGGACCGACAGUCGCCUUCGGAGCAAGGCGGGCGUCGCCUUUCCAGAACUUUGAGCCAGCCGGGAUAACCCUGGCUGCGCCCUCCCGCUCGCCUCCGCGCAACACCUGCUGCCGUGGUUGGCGAGUCUGCAUUUCCUGCCGGCGCCCUCCUCCUCCGCCUCGGCACUGCCCGGCUCUCCCACCCCGCCCCACGGGCGUCCUCUAGUGCAUCACGCGGGCCGGAGCGCUCCGAGCUCUGGUCCCGCGCCAACUGCAGCUGCUGGUGGGUUUCCCCAGCCUGGAUUCCACUUGUCAGGCAGGUCGGGUGGGAGGAACUCAAAUCCGUUUGGAAAAGCAAUUAAAGUGCCUCCGAAGCCAAGGGAGGGAAGGGGAAUCGACGAUGCAGGGAAGGGGGUUGCGCUGCAACCUGGGUCUGGCCAGUGCCGCGGUCCCGGCUGCGCGGCAUUCGUUCGCCUCGGAAAGCGCUCGCCGCCUUCUCCUCGCCCGCCCGCUCGCCCGUGCCCUAAUCCCCGGCAGCUGCGCUCCCUCCCGCCGAUCAAUAAGCCUUUCACUUUUUGCCUCUUGUUUGUUCCGUGGGGAGCGGGAUCAAUAGGAGGAGGGGGCGUCUCCUCCAAGCUUCCGCUGCUUCUCCUCCUUCCGCCGCUCCUUCUCCAAUUAAGACAGUUCUCCAGCCUGCGGGUGGGGUGCGAGGGGGGUGUCGUGUGUCCAUUGGACCCGGUACCAACCGACGACACGCGAAUAGCUCCUUCCUGAUCCUCUCCGUCCCUCUCAACUUUUCCUCUCUUCUUCCUCGGCGUUGGCAAGGAGGCGUUGGAAGAAGGUCCGCGGAGAUGGAAGGUAGGAGGAAUUAACCGGGCAGCUGCUUUGGGCACCUGAAGGGACUCCCCGGAGGAAGCGGGUGUCAGGCACGGAAUGAGAGCCAGGGAGUCUGUCUGAGGAGCUCCCGCAGCCGACGGCAGCAGCAGCAACAGCGGCGGAGACAGCCUGGAUCUCUGGUUCCUUUGCUCCUUUCCUUGGCAUAGACUUUGCCAGCUUGCGAGUGAUUCAAACAAGUGGCUCUAGCAUCACUUUGGAGUGGUGGCUCUGACAUUCCAAGCUCUGGAUUUCUUCCUCUAGCCCCCCCCCCUUUUUUUUAAAGAAAUAUGAGGAUGAAAUAAUGUUGACAUGCCUUGAAUUAUUAAGUAUCCCCUGGAUUUUAUUAGCACAUGAUGCCUAAAUGCUGCCUGUAUCUGGUGGGGUCUUAACCGGGAGUGCAGAGGAGCAGCACGCACAGCGGCACAGGGAGCGGCCGGCAGCUCUGACAGCUGGGCUUGUGCAGAUAAGCAAAGGAAGCACCAGAAGAUUACUAGUGAGACAAGAGGAAAGCUGCGUUCAGAAGCUUCUGAGAGCCUGGGGCCCCGAUUCCCCAGUCCUCCUCCUCCUCCUCCCUGUUUGGGUUUACUAAUUUAGGGGCGUCCUGCAGCAGCCAGGGGUAAGCGGCCGGUGCGGGGCACCUCAGGCUUCCACUGCCUCCCCUCACUGGGGAGGUAGUGUGCUGCCUGGUGCCUCGGCACAGAUGCCGAUUGAGAUUGUCUGCAAAAUCAAAUUUGCAGAGGAGGAUGAGAAGCAGGCGGCGAAAGAGGAAGGGGACAAGGAGAGCUUGCUAGAGGAGCCUAGCCGGCCACACCAUCGUGAUCUGGCCGCCUUUGCUGGCACCAGCACCCUGCACGGCCUGGCUCAUAUUUGCCGCUCAGGGCAACUGGGGGUCCGGCAGGCCCUCUGGGCACUUGCAUUUGUGGCCUCUUUGGCCUUUUUCUUAUAUCAGGCAGCUCGGUCUGCACUCUUCUACCUGGAGCAUCCACAUGUCAUUACCAUGGGUGAGGAAGCUACCCAAAAGAUGGUCUUCCCAGCCGUCACCAUUUGCAACAUCAACCGUUUCCGUCAUUCGGCACUUACAGACGCCGAUAUCUUUCACCUAGCCAACAUGACUGGAUUGCCACCCAAGGACCGUGAUGGACAUAAGGCCUCUGACCUGCUCUACCCUGACCCAGACAUGGCUGACAUUGUCAACCGCACUGGGCAUCAACUUGAUGACAUGCUGAAGAACUGCAGCUUUAGUGGUGAGAAUUGCUCUGCAGAAAACUUCACAGUGGUCUACACCCGCUAUGGAAAAUGCUACACAUUCAAUGGUGACAGAAACAAAGCACGGAUGACUCGCCAGAGUGGGAUGGGGAAUGGGCUGGAGAUCAUGUUGGACAUCCAACAGGAGGAAUACCUGCCCAUCUGGAGAGAAACCAAUGAGACAUCAUUUGAAGCUGGAAUCCGGGUACAGAUCCACAGUCAGGAUGAGCCACCCUACAUUCAUCAGUUGGGAUUUGGAGUCUCCCCUGGUUUCCAGACCUUUGUUUCCUGCCAGGAGCAGCGGCUGACCUACCUGCCGCAGCCUUGGGGGAGCUGCCAGGCCAGCCUGAAGGAGGAACAGAUCCUGCCUGGCUACGAGAGCUACAGCAUUGCUGCUUGCCGGCUGCAAUGUGAGAAAGAGGCAGUGGUUCAAAACUGCCAGUGUCGCAUGGUGCAUAUGCCAGGAAAUGAGACCAUCUGUUCACCCAAUGUCUACAUUGAAUGUGCUGACCAUAUAUUAGAUACAGCCGUUGAAGAUUUCCAGGAACGCUGUAUCUGUCCCACGCCAUGUAAUUUGACUCGCUACGGCAAGGAGAUUUCCAUGGUACGCAUUCCCAACAAGGGCUCAGCCCGGUACCUUGCUCGCAAAUACAACCGCAAUGAGACCUAUAUCCGGGAGAACUUCUUGGUGCUGGAUAUCUUCUUUGAGGCACUGAAUUAUGAGGCGAUUGAACAGAAGAAGGCAUACAACCUGGCAGGGCUUCUGGGGGACAUUGGAGGCCAGAUGGGCCUCUUCAUUGGGGCCAGUGUCUUAACCAUCUUGGAAAUCUUGGACUACAUCUGUGAGGUGAUCCGUGACAAGGUGGCCCAUGGCCUACGGCGCCCCAAACCUGCCCUGAAGAAGCCUUCGGGAAGUAUUGCGACUCUGGGACUGGAGGAAAUCAAGGAGCAGAGCUCCUGUGAGACCUUGGGCCGUCACUCUGAGGGCGCCUACCCCACAGGCCUCCUGCCUAACCACCACCAUCGCCACCACUAUUCGCCCCAGGGGGUCUUUGAAGACUUUGCUUGCUAGUCCAACUCCUACAUAGGGGAGAAGGGCUGCAAGAGUGGCUUUGGGCCCAGCACAUUCCCCCUGUGAUCAUGGCCCUUCCUAGUCGACACCAGACCAACCUAUGUCCUCCCACUCCCGAAGGCUUUUCAAAAGCAUCUUACACUUUUCACCCUUCCCCACCACGCCCAUCCCCACCUAACCCUGGCCCUUCUCUAAGAAUCGGUGCCCUCCUCCGUACGAAGCACAGAGGUAGGCUGAACUGCCAAAGCCAGGGAGGCCUCCGUGCAGCUCCAGCGAUUUUGGAAUAAGCCCGGGGCAGUCGGGGCUCACCCUCAAAGUAGGAGGAAGGACACGGGGGAAAUGGAGCAUGCUGGGGGAGGGGGGGGUAGAGGUGUCUUCUCAAGAAAGAGAAGCCAAAUUCUCCGAGGCCCCAGUCGGAAGGGACAAGACUGACCAGUCAAUUGCUUUUACAGCCUCUGUAGCCGAACCUCCUCUGGCUGCAGGCUCCACUUGGGGGAAAACGUUUUCUUUGUAGCAUUUCUCACUUGACCCUCCCUUUCUCUCCAGCAUUCCUAGUCCUGUUUUUGCACCCAUCCACCCCACCCCACCCUUUGCCCACAUCCAGACAUGCAUUACCCUAGUCCGAACGUUACAUGCACACAGAGGUGUCUCAGGGCAGAAAUCAGGUUCUCUCUCUCUCUCUCAGUAUCUGCUCUUUGGCAGUGCCACGUCCCGGUUGCUCACAUAUUGCUGCCCACACCGGGACUGUGUGUCCCACAACAGGGUUCAAGAUCACAAAUCCUGCUCUUUCGAGGGAGAUCCAGGCUAUUUGCCUUUACUGUACAGACUCUGGCCUGUUACCUCAACCCCCCACCCCCCUGCACCUUUCUUCCUCUUUCACAACUGUAAAUGUGUAGAUAAGUGUUUGGGGCCUAUGGUUUUUAGCCAGCCAGCCAGCCAGUCCUCAGCUGCCCCCUGCUGGUGUCUCCAAGAACUGCUGGUGCUGUUAGGCACUUUAAGACAUCAAAGCUCAGGUUCCCUCUAGGCCCAGCAGGAGGUGGCUGAACCCCUGAGUCUCCUCAGGGACUCCCUUCCCAGAUGUACAGACUUCUCACCACCUCAACUGUCCUUCCUUCCUUCCUUCCAUCUGUCCCCUUUCUCCAAAAGCAUCCAGGGUUCAAGUAGCAACAUCCCUGGAAGAAGGAUCUCUGAAGGCCCCUUGUAACACAGGGAGGAGGGAGGAGCUCCACAUCCCCUGUGAUGCCAGUCUAUGGGUUGGAAGCCCACAGGUUAUUGAUAUACGGGAUGGCUUCUCCUUUCAAAGUGUUGGAGAGGGGUGUGUGGCAAUCCUUGCUUAAAGGUUCCAGUAGAUCAAACCACCCAAUCACUUCUGGGGCAAAAGAUGCCAGCCGUGGCCCUCAGAUCCCAAGCAGCAAACCAGGAAGAUCCUUACACCAUUGUAAAACACGUGCCCCAUGCCUAGUCAAGUUGUCCCCCCACCCCGUACUAACAAGGCGUUUUCAGAAGGAAGGCAGCGCUUGCACAAGAAUAUGCUGGAAAUCCUCCUCUGGCUCCAAUCUCUAGUGAGAACCCAAGUGUCAAGGUAUUUGAGAGGGAGCAGCCUAGGAAGCAUAACAUCCAAGCCAUCCACCUGAAGAAGGGAACAGCCUUUGAGCGGCAGUGGGAUGGGAUGCGGACUGCCGACCAGCCUUGGAUCUUCCUGGGAAAGAUCCCUCCUCCCAUACUUUAACUGAGCGCAAGUCGCUGUUUUACACAUGUAUAAAUUUCUCCCAAUAAAGAGGAACAGGUAGAACUCCA